This is a messenger RNA of Nerophis lumbriciformis (worm pipefish), 1713 nucleotides long. NCBI's taxonomy places the organism in Eukaryota, Metazoa, Chordata, Actinopteri, Syngnathiformes, Syngnathidae. The record is from RefSeq and is a predicted model, not a curated record.
AUGGAGCGUAAACUGGAUUUGUCUCGUCUAACUGACGAAGAAGCGAAACAUGUAUGGGAGGUGAUCCAACGUGACUUCAACCUCCGGAAGAAUGAGGAAGAACGACUAGGAAAAUUAAAGGACUCCAUUGAGAAAGAGGACAACAAGCGUGAGCUGCUGGGCGCACAGAAUAAUUUGGCUGACUCCCUGUGUAUCCGUUGCCUGCAACCCUUCAAAUUCCUGGUGAACAGCAAGCGUCAGUGCCUGGACUGCCGCAUGUUCAUCUGCAAGUCAUGCAGCCGCUACAACAAGAAAGAGCAUGGCUGGGUGUGCGACAACUGCCGAAUGACCAGGGUUCUGAAGAUUGGCACCCUGGGAUGGUACCAUGACAACAUCCGCAACCGUUUUAAGCGCUUUGGCAGUGCAAAGGUCAUGAGGUCACUCUACAAGAGGCUGAAUGGAGAUGGUGGACGUGAUGACGACACUCAGAGCAUGCCCGAUGUCCGCAGCAACUACUACAAUGCUAUGGAUGAUGAUCAAGAAGUUGAGGCACAACGAUAUAAAACGAUGCGUAAAAACAAACGUCUGCUGUCAGUUCAUCCAUUUGACUUUGACUCAGAGGAUUACUUCCCCUCAUCACGGCGCCCAUCAGUGCAGCAAAUUCAAGAGGAACGAGCGUACAGGAAUGAUGCAGAAUUUGACUAUAACCUACAGCGGAUGAAUCGUAGGAGAAGUCUGGAUCGUUACGCGAUGAGAACUGAUGAUUAUGGUGAAAAUCGGAUGGUUCGAACUCGAUCUUUGUCCAAGAUCAGCUCGAUGGCUCGUCAGCAGUACAUUGACACAUCUGAUGAGGAAGAGUGUCAGAGGUUUCCACCAAUGUACCAGCCACCGCCCCACCGCCGCCGCAAUAGCCGAGCCUCAUCUCAGGAGAACCUGGGCCAAGCCCCACCAAUAAACGAGUUGAACAAACGCAUGUCUGCCAUUGAGGGUUUGCUGAAUCGUCUGGAGGAGAAGAUGACACCAGCUGACAAGACAUCCGGGUCAUCAGGACUGAACGAGGAAGAGAAACUGAUGAAGAAGUUGAGCGAGCUGGCAGGGAACCUAGGAAACAAAUGCCUUUCAUCAGAUGACGAGCCUGACAAGAAGACCUUCACGGGGGGAAAGACCAAAAGUGCUAGCAAGGCAGCGGCCACUAUGGACUCUAUGAAGGAUCUGAGCUCAUCCAGCGAGGACGUGCCAAGUGAAGCACAGAAGAGAUCAACCGCCGCCGCCCUCUGUGACCUCACCACUGAGGCCCUGAGAACCAUUAAUGCCACAGAAAACGCGAUGGUUGAAUUCGGCCUGUCAGAGCCGGUCGACAGAACCAACAUGUUAGGGACCGAUGCUAAACAAGCCGAUGAGGCAUUCAGGCAACUUGAGGAAAAUGUUUACAUUGCCGCCGGGCAGUCUUACGAACUGGAAACGAAACUGCGGCGGCUUGAACAAAGUGCUAAAAAUCGUUUUGGAGGAACAACAGAUUCGGAGUUGUCUGAGCUGGAAGACGUGGUGGCGCUUACUGCCGCCAGGGUGCAGAGUGCUGAAAGCGAGGUGUCUGAUAUCGAAAGUAAGAUUGCAGCUCUGAGAGCAGCUGGGUCGAAGAAAAAGGUUUCUGGAUCACAGAGGAAGAAAUCCAGUCAGGAGCAAAUUGCCAAAUCUGAAAGAAAUGGAGCUGUGUGGAAAUCCAAUAUUUCUUGA